This is a messenger RNA of Empidonax traillii (willow flycatcher), 1401 nucleotides long. RefSeq names its product ferric chelate reductase 1 like (gene FRRS1L). NCBI's taxonomy places the organism in Eukaryota, Metazoa, Chordata, Aves, Passeriformes, Tyrannidae. The coding region runs from base 29 to 886 and encodes 285 amino acids. Gene Ontology annotation, biological process: regulation of glutamate receptor signaling pathway. The record is from RefSeq and is a predicted model, not a curated record. The transcript is spliced from 5 exons.
GCCGCCUGCCCGCCCCGCCGCCGCCGCCAUGGCGGAGCGGAGCCGCGGCGCUCGGCGGCGGCUGCUGCUGCUGCUGCUGCUGCUGCUCCUGGCCGGCUCCGCCGCCAGCCCGGCCGAGGAGGGCGGCGGGCGGCGGGAGGCGGGCGGCGGGGAGCACGGCGAGGACGCGGCGCGGCACCACGACUCCUCGUACGGCACCUUCGCCAGCGAGUUCUACGACCUGCGCUACCUCUCCGAGGAGGGUUACCCUUUCCCUACUGCUCCUCCUGUGGAUCCCUUCGCAAAAAUCAGAGUGGAUGACUGUGGAAAAACCAAGGGAUGCUUCAGGUAUGGUAAACCUGGAUGUAAUGCGGAGACUUGUGACUACUUUCUAAGUUACCGUAGAAUAGGAGCUGACGUGGAAUUUGAGUUGAGUGCUGAUACUGAUGGCUGGGUGGCAGUGGGAUUUUCCUCAGACAAAAAGAUGGGAGGAGAUGAUGUCAUGGCUUGUGUUCAUGAUGACAACGGAAGAGUCCGAAUACAGCACUUCUAUAAUGUCGGUCAGUGGGCUAAGGAAAUCCAGAGAAAUCCUGCUAGAGAUGAGGAGGGGGUUUUUGAAAACAAUCGUGUAACAUGUCGGUUCAAGCGUCCUGUGUAUGUUCCCCGAGAGGAAACCAUCGUAGAUCUGCACUUGAGUUGGUACUAUCUGUUUGCUUGGGGUCCAGCAAUCCAGGGUUCUAUAACUCGUCAUGAUAUAGACUCACCACCUGUAUCAGAACGUGUUGUCAGUAUUUACAAAUAUGAAGAUAUUUUCAUGCCAUCAGCUGCCUAUCAGACCUUCUCUUCUCCAUUCUGCUUGCUCCUCAUUGUUGCACUGACCUUCUAUUUAUUGAUGGGAACCCCAUGACCAAUGGAAAAUAGCAAGAUUUUGUUGGUGGAAGUUUCUCAGGAUGGACGGCUAUAUGGAUGGAUGAUGCAUUUUUCUAUUGGAAUUUAUAUCACAGCACCAUCCUCAUCUAGCUGAUUUUGAACAUAGUUAGCUUCUCAGAAGAAUGAAAUAACCAUCUCCUUUGAGUGGCAGAGUGGUGACAAAUCAUUUAAGAAUAAUAAGCAAACACAUAGGAGAAUAUUUUCAGUGUUGUGAUUACUUGCUUACAGAAAAUGACACUUUUGUAAAAUCAAUGUGUGUGUGUGUAUGUAUGUUUGGGAGGGGUGUCUGUUUGUAUGUUUAGGUGAAUUUAGUGAUGAACAUCUUAUCAAAUAACAAAAUUGCCUUCCAAAUUGCUUCGAAAAAGCAAAUUUAGGAAAACAUUGUAAUGCUGUUUGGUACUUCUGGAGCAGAGAGCACAGCUCUGCAGUUUUGGAAGUUAAAAUCCAGAUAGCAAUGUAACGGUAAAAAACCUGCCCUCAAUAGUGGACAGU